AUGGGUAAAAUUGCAGCGACGACUGCCUUGGUCUUCCUCCUCCUGACCUUAGCAGGUGCCGAGGCCAAGGUAUGCCAAUGGGUGACACCGACGGAUGUUGUGUGCCAACAAUCGACUUGUCUCCCAUAUUGCAUCAGCAAGGGCUACACCUACGGCUACUGCACCCAACUUGACCGGAAGUGCGCGUGCACUAAGGAAUGCACAGGUGAUGGAGGCAGCGGUACUGGUGAGGGAGCGGUGACCGAUCGAGUUAACUAA
Molecule: messenger RNA, 258 nt
Organism: Miscanthus lutarioriparius
Lineage: Eukaryota; Viridiplantae; Streptophyta; Magnoliopsida; Poales; Poaceae
Source: the annotation of a GenBank genome assembly